Populus nigra (black poplar) is the source of this 1091-nucleotide messenger RNA. RefSeq names its product protein CURLY FLAG LEAF 1-like. The record is from RefSeq and is a predicted model, not a curated record. NCBI's taxonomy places the organism in Eukaryota, Viridiplantae, Streptophyta, Magnoliopsida, Malpighiales, Salicaceae. The transcript has 2 exons. Gene Ontology annotation, molecular function: protein binding. The coding region runs from base 232 to 792 and encodes 186 amino acids.
CACCUCUAAUAUAAUCUCUCCCCUUCUCCCACAAGUUCUCUCCUCUUCGUAUUAUUACUACUACUAGACAAAUAUUCCCUUCAAAAUCUCAACCCCUAAUCCCUUUUAUCUCCUGUUCUCUUUCCCUUUCUAUCUUAUAGACCCCCUUCUCUCUCCCUAUUUCUUGUUUAAUCUUCUUUAAAUACAUAUUCACACCUUGAUUCUUAGUUGUGGAAGAAACGAAGGUAAGGAAUGACAGCUCCAAACAUGGCAGCAAUCACAGCAUCUUUGGAGAGGUCUCUUCAAAACUGUUCUCUAAAUCACCACCACCAUCAUCAAAGUAGUGGUAUUUUGGGUGGCGGGAGAGAAGAGAGGUCAUCGAGUUCAGAUGAGUUAGAUUCACAGAAUCAUUUACAACAAAAUUCUGAUACCUCCUUGGAGCUUAAGUCACAUCUCUCUCUUCCUUACCAUUGGGAACAGUGUUUAGAUUUGAAGACAGGGGAGGUAUACUACAUAAACUGGAGGAAUGGAAUGAAAGCAAGAGAAGAUCCAAGGAUCACACAAGAAUACAAUGGAGAUUUCUACUCAGAAGAUGACAGCUCAUAUGAUAGCGAGGAGUCAUCAUCAGAAUCAUCUCCUUCUUCCUCGAGAGAGCAUUAUCAUAAAAGGCUACAGAAAGAAGACCAUGUCUUGGUUGUGGCUGGUUGCAAGAGCUGCUUCAUGUAUUUCAUGGUCCCAAAACAGGUGGAAGUUUGCCCCAAGUGUAAUGGCCAACUUCUUCACUUUGACAGAUCUGAAAAUGGGUCGCCUUGAAUCAGAUUUCUUGUUUGAUUCUUUUUCUUUGUUUCUGUGUUGUUUUUCUUCCGUUCUGGAAACUCAUUUGUGUGCUUUUGAUGGAAAUUCAAUGCGGAAAGAUCAUGAAACGCGUGACAAAUGAGUUGUUACUUAGCUUACUACUAGUAUUCUACCAGAUCUUUCUUUGUUUGUUUGUUUUUUUUUAUAUAGUUAUUUUGUACCAUUGCUUUAUUAUGGAAGCCAUUGACGUUGCCGAAGAGUCCUUAGGGCCAGUGGCAAGGUUAAUAUACUCGAAAGAACAGUUUCUUUUUUGUCAA